This is a messenger RNA of Eubalaena glacialis (North Atlantic right whale), 690 nucleotides long. It is a transcript of the gene MYL5, whose product is annotated as myosin light chain 5. The record is from RefSeq and is a predicted model, not a curated record. The coding region runs from base 1 to 690 and encodes 229 amino acids. Lineage: Eukaryota; Metazoa; Chordata; Mammalia; Artiodactyla; Balaenidae. Gene Ontology annotation, cellular component: cytoplasm. The transcript has 7 exons. Gene Ontology annotation, molecular function: calcium ion binding.
AUGGCAGCACCUCAGGAGCACCACGUGACGGAGGGUGUGUGCCCCUCGCCUUCCAGCCGCAGCAGGUGCUGUGUGGUUCAGAGAUGUGCCCCUGAGGACCCCCACCCAGUGAUUGCAGCUCAUCCCAACCCCACCCAGACCUGGCCCCGGAGGCUCAGAAACCUUGGUCUCCAGGCCAGCAGGAAGACCAAGAAGAAGGAAGGGGGGGCCCUGCGGGCCCAGAGGGCAUCAUCCAAUGUCUUCUCCAACUUUGAGCAGACCCAGAUCCAGGAGUUCAAGGAGGCGUUCACACUAAUGGACCAGAACCGAGACGGCUUCAUUGACAAGGAGGACCUGAAGGACACCUACGCCUCCCUGGGCACAACCAACGUCAAGGACGAGGAGCUGGACGCCAUGCUCAAGGAGGCCUCGGGGCCCAUCAACUUCACCGUGUUCCUGAACAUGUUUGGGGAGAAGCUGAGCGGCACGGAUGCCGAGGAGACCAUCCUCAACGCAUUCAAGAUCCUCGACUCGGACGGUAAAGGCAGUAUCAACAAGGACUACGUCAGGCGGCUGCUCAUGUCCCAGGCCGACAAGAUGACUGCUGAGGAGGUUGACCAGAUGUUCCAGUUCUCCACCAUCGACGCUGCAGGCAACCUGGAUUACAAGGCACUGAGCUACGUGCUCACCCACGGGGAGGAGAAGGAGUGA